Messenger RNA from Ipomoea nil (Japanese morning glory), 2040 nucleotides. RefSeq lists its product as uncharacterized. The record is from RefSeq and is a predicted model, not a curated record. The coding region runs from base 347 to 1552 and encodes 401 amino acids. Gene Ontology annotation, biological process: N-acetylglucosamine metabolic process; protein N-linked glycosylation. Gene Ontology annotation, cellular component: membrane. Lineage: Eukaryota; Viridiplantae; Streptophyta; Magnoliopsida; Solanales; Convolvulaceae. The transcript has 2 exons. Gene Ontology annotation, molecular function: beta-1,4-mannosylglycoprotein 4-beta-N-acetylglucosaminyltransferase activity.
CUUAUAAAUACUUGGUACAACUAUUGAUGUGUGUGGGUGGGGUAGAUAGACGACAAACCACAACGGCUUCCUUGUAUUCUUCGAUUCUUCUUUAAUCUUUACGAUUGCCACCCGUUCACCAGAGAGGCUCCGUCCGAUAAACAUCGUUUUUGUUAUCUAUUCUUUUAUUUUUUCUUAUUUAAAGAAUAAUUUUUUGUUCUGCGCCGUUCGUGUGUUCCGAGGUUUGCCCACUCUUCCGGUUCUCUCAACUAUUGAAUUGCGGGUUUGGUUUCGAUUCUGACAGUGGGUCGAUUUGGGUUUGAUCUGUGAAAUUGAGGGAGAGUUUACAUAGUAGAGAGAGACUGAGAUGUGGAGUAUUACUAGAUUUUGGGAGAAAGCAAACAUGGUGGGAGAAGGGGGAUCUGGGUAUUGCUCUAAGAAGAAGGACGAUUUGUGUAGUGAGUAUACAGGUCGAGGAUUAAGCAUGUCAAGAAUCAAGUGUAUUCUGCGAGGCUUGGACUUGAAAACAUACAUCUUCCUUUUCGUUAUGGUACCGAUUAGUUUAUUUGGUAUAUAUGUCCACGGGCAGAAAAUAACAUAUUUUCUGAGGCCGUUAUGGGAAAAGCCGCCAAAGCCCUUCCACGAAAUCCCGCAUUAUUAUCACGAGGAUGUGCCUAUGGAGAAUCUCUGCAAACUUCACGGCUGGGGAAUCCGGGAGUACCCGAGGCGUGUCUUUGAUGCGGUGUUGUUCAAUAACGAGGUGGACAUUCUUACGAUAAGAUGGAAGGAGCUGCACCCGUAUGUGACGGAGUUUGUUUUACUCGAAUCGAAUUCGACUUUCACCGGACUGCCAAAGCCCCUACAUUUCGCUAAAAACCGGGAGAAGUUCGAUUUCGUCGAGCCACGGUUAACUUACGGGCAAGUUCCGGGCCGGUUUAGGAAGGGCGAAAAUCCGUUCGUGGAAGAGGCUUAUCAACGGUUAGCGUUGGACUAUCUUCUCAAACAGGCCGGGAUCCAGGAUGAUGACUUAUUGCUGAUGUCGGAUGUCGAUGAGAUUCCUAGUAGACACACUAUGAAUCUCUUGAGGUGGUGCGAUGACAUACCUCCCGUCCUGCAUCUCCGGUUGAAGAACUAUCUCUAUUCCUUCGAGUUCCUCGUCGAUAACAAUAGCUGGAGAGCUUCGGUCCACCGAUAUCAAUCCGGGAAGACGAGGUACGCUCAUUAUCGACAGUCGGAUGACAUCUUGGCGGAUGCCGGGUGGCACUGUAGCUUCUGCUUCCGCCAAAUCAACGAAUUCAUCUUCAAGAUGAAAGCUUACAGCCAUUUCGACAGAGUGAGAUUCUCUCACUUCCUCAACCCGAAACGAAUCCAGAGAGUAAUAUGCAAAGGGGCCGACCUGUUCGAUAUGCUCCCCGAGGAGUACACAUUCCGGGAAAUCAUCGGGAAAAUGGGACCCAUACCCCAUUCAUACUCCGCCGUUCAUCUCCCAUCCUACCUCCUCGAGAACGCCCACAAGUAUAAAUUCCUAUUGCCCGGGAACUGUAUGAGAGAAAACAACGUAUCCGAAAGCUGAGCCCAAAGCUUUAUCCCGUCAAGUUCAUAGGUGCAGCAGCUCGCACUGCUACUAGCGAAGCAUUAUUUUGCGUGGACAUCUCUGCCCCCGAAUCUACCGACUGCAACCUCAUUCCAUGGACGAUACAAAAACGCUUUGGCGGGUUCUUGGAAGCGAAAAUUUUGUACACAAUUUGUAAGAGGGAUGACCAUUACAGAGUGUUAUGAUGUUCAUUUGCUGUGGCCAUAUAUACAGAUUAUGGCUCUUGGGGGAACUAUAUAUAUCACUUGUGUGACAACUUUUGGUUGGUUUGAAUCUGUUUUCUGGUGUUCAUUCAACUGGAUGAUUAGGCUAUUAUUAUUAUUAUGUAGUAAUUUGAUCACCAUUUUUAUGCCCUUCCCAAUUUUUAUCUACUUUUUUCUUCAAGAUUAGUGUUUGGGUUUCCUUUUGUAAGUGAUAAUAACACUAGGUAAUGUUUUUUGCACCAAUUUUUUCACGGUUAAAUAUAA